CACUAACAACUUCUUAUAAAUAUGGCGUGUGCCAUCCACAUUCCCCCAUAUCUAUCUUCCAACAAACUCAAGCACACUGUUGGUUCUGUCUCUAGCUAUAUUUCUCUCAAUAAUUUCCUUAAUUUUCUCUGAAACUUUGUUAUCAUCAUGGCAGUUGCCAUCAAAGUUCAUGAUCAUCCCAACAAACAAUUUGAACAACAAUCCGCGCAAGCAUUUGAAACUGAGGAGGCUUUUGAUUACUCACAGAGAUCACAGUGGCUCAGAGCUGGUGUGCUGGGAGCAAACGACGGCUUGCUCUCUACUGCAUCCCUCAUUAUGGGCGUUGGAGCUGUCAGAACUGACCAAAAGACCAUGAUCCUUAGCGGAAUUGCAGGACUGGUUGCUGGAGCUUGUAGCAUGGCCAUCGGAGAAUUUGUGUCAGUGUAUUCUCAAUAUGACACGGAAGUGGAACAAAUAAAGAGGGAAGCUGUGCAUGGAAAUAAAGCAAAGGCCGAGUUAGAGGCGAAGAAGAAGAAAUUGCCUAGCCCUGUGAAGGCCGCGCUAGUGUCAGCCUUCAUGUUUGCCAUAGGAGCCCUGGUGCCCCUACUGGCUGCAGCAUUUGUGAAGAAUUAUCAUGUGAGGUUAAUAGCUGUCACAGCUGCAGUAAGCUCUGCAUUGAUAGGGUUCGGAGGUCUGAGUGCGAUGCUGGGAAAAGCACCUGUCAUAAGGUCUAUAUCUCGGGUUUUAGCUGGAGGGUGGUUAGCCAUGGGGAUCACUUUCGGUUUAACCAAAUUAGCCGGCUCUGCUGUUUCAUUUUAGGCUUAUUAGAUCCGCAAAAUCUUCCCUUUCUGUUAAACACAAGUUUAUUCAGCUAUGAUCUAGCUUUCUUCCUAGAAUAAUAUCGUUUCAAGAUCAGUUCGAUCUCUCUUUUGUCUAGAGAGCAUGUGUUAUGUGUGUGUUUCUACGAGGGCAGCCAGACUGUAUGAGCGAAACUGUCAGCUAAUGAUAUGAGCGAAACUGUCAGCUAAUGGUAAUAGCAAUCCAAGUGUUCUGUAACGACGAUAAAGAAUAUCAUACCUUUUUAUGUGUUACUA
This is a messenger RNA of Daucus carota subsp. sativus, 1073 nucleotides long. RefSeq names its product vacuolar iron transporter homolog 1-like. Gene Ontology annotation, molecular function: iron ion transmembrane transporter activity; manganese ion transmembrane transporter activity. The coding region runs from base 148 to 798 and encodes 216 amino acids. Gene Ontology annotation, biological process: intracellular manganese ion homeostasis. The record is from RefSeq and is a predicted model, not a curated record. Lineage: Eukaryota; Viridiplantae; Streptophyta; Magnoliopsida; Apiales; Apiaceae. Gene Ontology annotation, cellular component: membrane. The transcript has a single exon.